UAAAGCUCCAAAUCCCUCCUCCAGUACAGCACUCAAUAUCCCCUCUCUUUCGAAAAACUUUGCCACGCCAUUAAUCAAUCAACCCUUCUCUGUCCCUCUCAGCUCUUUUAACGGUCUUUAGCCGCAUCUAUAUCUCUUCGACUGCGCUUUCUUUCUCCGGCUGCUACUCUCUUCCCUCCAUUUCACAACUUUUCACUCGUCUGCUUAGAUCUGAUUGCAAAACGAUGCCGGUAUUACCUAGUGAGGGGCCGGAAUCCUCUUGUCGCCACCACACUUAUAGCAGAAAACAGAAAUCCCUUGGUCUUCUAUGCACCAAUUUCUUGAGCUUGUAUGAUAGAGAUGGCAUUGAAGUCAUUGGGCUAGACGAUGCUGCUCUAAAAUUGGGCGUUGAGAGGCGGCGAAUCUAUGAUAUCGUUAAUGUUUUAGAGAGUGUCGGUGUUCUUUCAAGAAAAGCUAAGAAUAAGUAUACAUGGAAAGGUUUUGGAGCAAUCCCAAAUGCUCUACGGGAAUUAAAGGAGGAGGGUUUGAGGGAAAAUUUAAGCAGUUUUGAUAAGCAGCAAAGCAGCAAUUUUGAGAAAGUUUCAGAUGAUGACAAUGAUGAUGAGGAUGAUUGGGAUUCCAACCCCAACAUUGGAAGCCAGAAUGAUAAUCCAAUUCCUAGUGGCAUUGUCAAAUCAACGGCAGCCUCAAGAUUUGAUAAUAGAAAAGAAAAGUCAUUGGGACUUCUAACACAGAAUUUUGUCAAGAUUUUCCUGUGUUCUAAAGUGAACCUAAUCUCUCUUGAUGAAGCUGCAAAACUAUUGCUUGGGGAUGUCCAUAAUUCGUCGAUUAUGAGAACAAAAGUUAGGCGGCUCUAUGACAUUGCAAAUGUGCUUUCUUCCUUGAAACUGAUUGAGAAGACUCAUACAGCAGAAACCAGGAAACCGGCGUUCAGGUGGUUGGGUUUGGGAGGGAAAUCUGACAGUGGAUUAGCUGAUACUUUGGCUGAGCCCAAGAAAAGAAAAUUUGGGGUUGAUGUGACUAACAUUUGUUUCAAAAGAACAAAAGAUGAUUCCUCAGCCAAUUGGAGUAGAUGCGAUAAUUUAAAAAUGCACAAUCAAAUAAAAGUUGAGGAUGUAGUGACUAUUGCUGAUAGAAGCAAUUUGGAUCAGGAUUCACAGGAGGGCUCAAAGAAUUACCGGUUUGGCCCUUUUGCUCCUGUUACAGUAGCCAAAGUUGGUAGCUCUGAGAAUAAAAUGACUCAGAUUCAUGAUAUGGAGAGCCUCGCAUCUACAUACCGCCCUCAGUAUCACAAUCAAGCUUUGAAAGAACUCUUUGCUCAUUACAUGGAAGCAUGGAAAACAUGGUACACUGAAGUUGCUGGGAAGAAACCAAUAGAGCAAAUCUCCUGAUGCUUCUCUGCAUUUCCUAAUGUGCUAAUUUAGAUAGAAUGGGAGCCCUCUUAAUUUUUUGAUACAUUAAAGCAUAAAGAAGAGAUGUGGCCUUAUUAUGCCCAUCCUCCGGAUAUUUCAUUUAUUGUAGUGUUGAGAUAUCUACACAUUUGCUCAAUGUGUAGCAUUUGAUUGUAUGAAUGACUUGCAAAUUUACAGUUGGCAUUCAAGUGCAGAGCACAUGUUUCUACUUAA
This is a messenger RNA of Jatropha curcas, 1625 nucleotides long. RefSeq names its product DP-E2F-like 1 (gene DEL1). Gene Ontology annotation, cellular component: RNA polymerase II transcription regulator complex. Gene Ontology annotation, biological process: regulation of transcription by RNA polymerase II. Gene Ontology annotation, molecular function: RNA polymerase II cis-regulatory region sequence-specific DNA binding; DNA-binding transcription factor activity, RNA polymerase II-specific. The record is from RefSeq and is a predicted model, not a curated record. Lineage: Eukaryota; Viridiplantae; Streptophyta; Magnoliopsida; Malpighiales; Euphorbiaceae.